Molecule: messenger RNA, 2345 nt
Organism: Psammomys obesus (fat sand rat)
Lineage: Eukaryota; Metazoa; Chordata; Mammalia; Rodentia; Muridae
Gene: Noxo1
Product: NADPH oxidase organizer 1
Exons: 8
Coding region: 1434-2333 (299 amino acids)
Biological process (GO): superoxide anion generation
Molecular function (GO): protein binding; superoxide-generating NADPH oxidase activator activity; phosphatidylinositol binding
Source: RefSeq, a predicted model, not a curated record
UAGUGUGUGGUGGAAGCCGAGUGAAGAUGACGUUGAAUUCCUGAAUCUUCACCACCAUCACGACCUCCUCGAGUGUUUGUCUUAAAAGCCUGCGCCGUCAUAGAAAGGAUUCCUUCCCCUGCCUCCGUGUGUUCAUUCACUCAUUCUGUAAAUAUUUGUACAGUGCUUACUCUGCUCUAAGUGCUGUUUCCGGUACUGAGCAGAACAAGGAAGAAGACUGCCUCUUUAGCCUUUAACCAGUAGAAGAUGGGAAAAACCCAGUCACCAGAAUAAAUUUUAUUUACAAAACUGUGGAGAGCCAUGCAUAGGGUGUGGGCUACGUUGGAGACCCUUAGACAUCGGGUGUGGGCUAAAGUUGGAGACCCUUAGACAUUGGCCUGUAGGAUGAGGAAUCAGCUCAGGCUCUUGGCAUUUUGCAGAAGCACUAGACCACCGGGAGAAGUCUGGGGAACUAGAGGCCUACAAAUGACCCUCUAGGAAUUGGCAUUUGUUCUAAAAGUCGUGGAAGAUGUUGGACAGUUUGGGACAAAGCUAACCUGAUCUGAUUUGUGAGUGGAUUCUUAAGAGGGAGGAUCUUACUAGCCACAGAGUUGGAGUCUCCUCUGUAUGCAUCUAAGUGAGGAGGCUAUGAGGGGUAAGUGGAGAGAGCAGAGAGCGUGGAAGGUUGGGAGAGGUAGACAGCCUGUCAGUUGGAUGAUGAGAGGGGCUCACGAUUCCUCUAGGUCCCUAGUGGUAGGCACACACCCCUUUUCCAACUGUAAGAACCAGUUGUUAAAGGCAAUGUCAAGACUGGCCCAGGAAAGAGGAGAAUUUCAUGACCUAGUGACACAAGUCUGAGCCCUAGCUGCUCAGCAGCCUGAGGCAGGAGUAUCUCAAUUUUAAAGCCAGCCUUGGGAAUUUGACAAAACCAUGUCAAAAAACAAAAACAAAAGCACCACUACCAACAACAAAACUAAACUCAAAGGACCCAGGGAUGAAGUAUUUGAUUCAGAUGACAACAGCACAUAGCCCCACAGGGGAAUUCAAAGACCAAACUGUCAGACACACCCUGGCGGGAGAUUACAGCAGGGCGGGGAAGGGGCACAGGGGUCAGGUGAGGUUGAGGCGGCACUUUGAUGGUAAUACUCCCUACCUCCUUUCUUCCCUUAGCUAGGAAAGAAGCCACAGGUGGCAGUUCCAGCCCCUUGGGUCUGUUUCAGAACAGUCCUGUACAAAGGACUCCAUUUUUUACCUUCGACCUGCCCUGGCUUGCUCCUCUCCAGCACAAUUUUCCCAUGAUGAAUCCUCUUAGACUUUGUGUUAGGAACCAGGAAAUUGAACCUGUGACUGUUCUGUAGGGAUUCUACUUAUAUGGCUGUGUGGGGAAAUUCCACCUCACUUCUUCCGGAUGCUCAGAAUCCCUUCAAGCACCCUGUGGGAGGCCAUUCAUAACCAUGGCAAGUCCAAGACACCCAGCAGCAGCCCAUGCUGUAGCCCUGGUGCAGAUGGAGCGACUCCAGACAUUUGCCUUUUCUGUAUGCUGGUCGGACAAGAGUGACACAUUUGUUCGAAGGAGCUGGGAUGAGUUUAGGCAGCUGCAGAAGAUCCUUAAGAAAACUUUCCCAGUGGAGGCGGGCCUGCUGCGGACAUCUGAACGAGUUCUUCCUAAGCUUCCUGAUGCUCCAUUGCUGACUCGUCGGGGGCAUACUGGCCGAGGUCUGGUACGUUUGCGGCUGCUGGACACCUAUGUACAGGCACUGCUGGCAACCUCAGAGCGCAUAUUGAGGAGCUCAGCACUCAGUGACUUCUUUGCACCCAAACCUCUGGAUCUGGAGCCCACACUGCCUCCUGGCAGCCUGGUGAUCCUGCCCACAGCAGAGGAGCCCCUAUCCCAACCUGUAGGCAGCCUUACUAUUCAUAGCCUGGAGCCUCAGAGGAUGCGCUGUUUACAGCCUUUCCAUGCCCAUGACACAAGAGACAGUCCUUUCCACACGCAGGCUCAAGAAAUCCUGGACGUAUUACUACGGCAUCCUUCAGGCUGGUGGCUGGUGGCAAACAAGGAUCAACAGACAGCCUGGUUUCCAGCUCCCUACCUGGAGGAGAUAGUCCCAGGCCAAGGCCAGGAGUCAGGCCUGGCCUUGCAAGGCAGUGGGAGGCAGUUCUGUGCUAUCCAGGCCUACGAAGGCAGUCGCACUGAUGAGCUCUCUGUGCCCUUGGGGGCACGCGUGCAAGUGCUGGAGACCUCAGACCGAGGCUGGUGGCUGUGCAGGUACAGCAUGUGUGCAUGGGGUGUGCAUGUGUGGUGGGGCAGUGGUAGGUCUUGCCUGGCGGGAGGGGGACACGGCACCUGGUGAAUCCUUCACCUU